Messenger RNA from Amphiprion ocellaris (clown anemonefish), 2885 nucleotides. RefSeq names its product protein tyrosine phosphatase domain containing 1b (gene ptpdc1b). Gene Ontology annotation, molecular function: protein tyrosine/serine/threonine phosphatase activity. The transcript is spliced from 10 exons. The coding region runs from base 391 to 2379 and encodes 662 amino acids. NCBI's taxonomy places the organism in Eukaryota, Metazoa, Chordata, Actinopteri, Pomacentridae. The record is from RefSeq and is a predicted model, not a curated record. Gene Ontology annotation, biological process: cilium assembly; protein dephosphorylation.
UAAGAGGAGGGAUCUGUGCAUGGAGCCAAUCACUAAAGACGCAGUCUCUGCUGCUUUUCAACACCCUCUCGAUGGUGAUUUAUUCCCAUAUUUGAUUUAUCAUCUCGGUGGGAUGGAUGGCUUCUUGCAGGGGAGUACACAGAAUCCACCGGAAACUUGUGUUGCCCACUGCACAGAGAUAAUCUGAGACAAAUCAAGUUAAGCAAGGCCACAGGAUUGACCUUCUGCAGAGCAAAUGAGGGAGAGACAACGUUGGAGCUGGGGAGAUUGGCGUCAGAAAUGUUGGUAACUGCAACAGUAAAUCAUCUGUCUUUUGAGAUGGUGGUUACAGGCAUCUUAUCUCAACUACUAAAGGCUCUGCUAUGACCAUCAGUCUGAGUGAUUAUACAUAUGGAUUUCCAUGUAAAGACAACAGGGGGAUCUCUGAUGGAAUACAUCAGAGCUCCCAGAGCGAGGUACACAAUAGUAGGAGAAGCUAUACGUCAUGUCAUCCCUGGACAUAUGCAAUGCUCUAUCGGCUGUGGAGGUCAAGCCUGCAAGUAUGAUAAUCCAAGUUAUUGGACGGAUGACCAACAGGCCAUAAAAGGCCUCUACUCUUCAUGGGUUACUGAUCAUCUUCUCGCUAUGUCCAGACCUUCAACAGAUAUCAUUGAGAAGUACAACAUUAUUGAUCAAUUCAGAAGGAGUGGUAUUAGAACAGUAAUCAACCUACAGAUACCUGGUGAACAUGCCAGCUGUGGAAGUCCUCUAGAGGCAGAGAGUGGCUUUUCUUAUCGCCCAGAGGUUUUUAUGGAAAACAAUAUUUAUUUCUAUAAUUUUGGCUGGAGUGACUACGGAGUGGCCAAUCUCACCACUGUGCUGGACAUGGUGAAGGUCAUGGCGUUUGCACUGCAGGAGGGGAAGAUAGCAGUUCACUGUCAUGCUGGUCUCGGCAGAACAGGUGUGCUGUUAGCAUGUUUCUUGGCCUAUGCUACCAGAAUGACUGCUAACCAGGCCAUUUUAUAUGUUCGUGCCAAACGACCCAACUCCAUCCAAACACGAGGUCAGCUACGUUGUGUCAGAGAGUUUGCUCAGUUUCUUGUCCCUUUAAGGAGUGUGUUUUCCUGCGCUGAGCCCCGAUCCAACCCAGUCACCCUGCAACAGUACCUAAACCGCCAGAGACGCAUUCUGCAUGGCUACGAGAGAAAGGAGCUGAAGCACCUACCAAAGAUCAUCCAGCUAGUGUCUAGGCUGCUGUUAGACAUUGCAGAGAAUCGACAAGUGAUUGAGGAAGAUAUUUUAGAGGCCCCUGAUAUCCAAGAUAUAGAAAUGACUCUCAGCAUAGUUGAGAAGAUGGGCCAUAAGUUACUUGGAAAGGAACCCCGUUUACCAGGUACUCCCACCUUACCCAGACAUUUCAAUGAGCCGCCCAUCUUCUAUCACCGCAAAAGUCUGAGCUACAGUGAGUCUGACUUGAGACGGUUGGGCUCACAGUUAAACCUCCUCACACAGCCUCUGACCUCGCUGUCACAGAGUAAUAUUCAGAUGUCCAUUUCUCAGUCUCACAUUGAAUCCAAGGAUAAAGGUUGGAGUAGCAACACAUCUGAUGUCUCUCAUGGCUCAGUAGGCUCACUCUGGAGGGUCAAGAAUGUGGAAAACCCAAAAGAUGCAACCAUUCUGCUGAAGAAAGUGAAGAGGAAAACAAUCCAACGUAGUGAGUCAAUGGGAAACAAUGAAUCUACCAAGACAGGUAACAUGCUGUCCAGGUGGAAGACAGAGCAGAGGGAAGAGCUAGCAAAGAAUGGGAGGGACUUUGAGGUUAGAGAGGAGGAGCAUUCUGAGGUGCCCUUCAUCACCUUGCAGUCAGAGCUGUCCCUGGAUGCCAGGAGGUUGCUAGUGGCGCAGGCCUUGGCGGUGGACCUGUUUCUUGAUGGAGAAGAAGAGCACAAGAGCAAAGUUUUGGCCUGGCAGGCAGAGCUGAACCAAGGCGGUGCAUGGGAGAGGCUGUGCAUGGAGCGGGAUCCCUUCAUCCUCACUGGACUUAUCUGGGCUUGGCUGGAGCAACUUAAAGAGCCAGUCAUCUCCAUCCAGGAUGCCAAUGCCCUGACCCCUGAUAAUAUGGAUGCUCAGACUGUCCUAAGCACACUUGACAAGGCCCCUAAGGAAACAUUAACAUGCAUACUAGAUUGCAUGGCUCAUAUGCAGAAUAUACCAGACGAGGUUGAAAAUGCAUUCCUGAAUCGUAUCAUCAAGGCUUUCACAUGGCUGGAUAAUAAUUCAGAGGAAGGGAGAAAAGUUUAUGAGUCCAUGACAGCAGUCCUAAAGUUUGUUCUUGAGGACAUGAGAUGUAUGACAACUGGAGAAGAUGAGACAGCUAUGGCUCCCAUUUCAUUAACAUAAGUGCUACCAUUUGUGUAUGUGUGGUGCACUGUCUGCGUGGAAAAGAAAAUGAUGCUUUUGUGCCUUUUGUCAAAAUUAUUAAUUAUGUAAAAACACACAUUUGUCAGUGUGGGCUUAAUAUGAACAUUUGUAUAUAGUUUAUUGUCACAAAAACAUAACUAACUUGCCUCAGGAUUAUUUUACCUCAGCAGAAUGUGGAUGUAACAUAUUAAAGAACAGAUGACAAGAAUAUAUUUUGCAACGCAUUAUGCCUUAAGCCAGGACACACUCAAUACUUGCAUAUCUCAGCUCGAAAAGAGUAGAUAUUUAACAUUAUCCUUACACUUGGGCGACUUCUUAUUUCUUAAUAAGCACAUUGUUCACACAGUCUAUAAAUGCCUUUCCCAUAGUGUUUAUCUGUAUUACAUUCCCUUUUUUGUAAACAUAGUCUCGCCAAAGAACAUCCUAUUGUAAGUCUACUCUGUAUGAUGAACAAUUCAUAAUAAAAUCAAAUGUUUUUCCUUCCA